Molecule: messenger RNA, 648 nt
Organism: Eurypyga helias (sunbittern)
Lineage: Eukaryota; Metazoa; Chordata; Aves; Eurypygiformes; Eurypygidae
Product: loricrin-like
Exons: 1
Source: RefSeq, a predicted model, not a curated record
AUUUUCCACUGUCUCCGGUUAAGAUGUGCCCGGCGGAAUAGGUGCUACAGCAAUGAGAUCUCCUCGCACCACACAAGAUACUGCAGCAGCGGCGGGGGCUUCUCAAGCCUCCGGGGACAUGGCUCCUUCUUCUGUGGUAGGGAAGGCUCAGUCAUCUACAGCCGAGGAGCUUCACCCUGCCAGCCCAUGCCAGCAUCAUCCACUUGCAGAGUUUCAGGGGGGUACAGAUGUGGCGGUGAUGGAUCUGUUGUAAUAACUGGUGACAGCGGGGGGACAUCUGGCUGGGGCAUGGCAGGGGGGACAGUCCCAGUCUACGGCACUGAGGGAGAAAUAGGGUGCAGCAGUGAGGACUCAGGCCAGAACAUCAGCAUCAUCUCAGGGCGUGGUGGAGGAUCCAGCUGCCACAGUGGGAGCCUGGGCACCACUGAGGGUGGAGGCUCUGGAUAUGGAUACGAUGCAUCACCGAGAGAAAAGGCCUUAACAACAGGCUGGGGCAGUGGUGGAUCAGGGUACUGUAGUGGCGGAUCGGGCUAUGGCAUCGGGCAAUCCUCCCAGGCCAUACAGCAGAAAUGUCCUGUGGUCAUUCCCAACAUCAAGAACCACCAGAGCAAACAGACCAGCCACUGGCCUCCCAUCCAGAAGAAGUGA